CAUAUGUACACAUCUCAAACAUAAUUCUUAUAUACGUCAAAUCAAAAACACGAAACAAGCCAUGUAUAGGGAAGGUAGCUUUUAUCACACGGGGAAGUGGAAGCGCCGUAAGUCCUGCAAGCUGCGCUUCUCGAGUGAGAGUUUGUGGGAGCCGUCCUAUCUAAAGGCCAAAUGCAAGGAGUUGGGUCUGGAGGAGGAAUACUUGAGGUACCAGAUCCGACUUAUGAUCAGUUACCUGCGCGUGUUCUUCGUUUUGAAUAUAAUAGUCACCGCCCUUCAUUGCUUUGUAAUCAUAGUUUUCACCAAUUACAAGCAUUCGCUUAUUGUCGACAUACCAUUCUUCUUAGUGCCCUCUGCUGCAAUUCUUCUUUGUUUAAGUAUCAAUUUCUUUGAGCAGUUUGUUCUGCGCCACAGGUGGGUUAUGACGGCUAGCUCGAUUGCAGCUACCAUUAUUUCAGUGUCCGCAGAUAUUGGUAAGUGCGCUUACCAUUACAAUUGGACGUUGAAUAACACGUUCGAUACCUAUAAUCUGUGCAUGAUAUACAUGUUUCUGCCAAUAACCUCAUUAGUCCUGGCCGUGUCCCUGGGCUCGUUAGUGAGCCUGGCUUACAUUCUGUAUUUCCUAUACUGCAUGGCAUACAUGCGCUUUUACAGCGGAGAUAAAGAGUUCGGCCUUGCGACCGUAGACGUCUUCCACUACCUUUGCUUCAAUAUGCUGGGCAUGUUCUUCCGCAUGAUGAACGACGCGCUUGUACGCUCCUCCUUCCUAGACCGCCACCAGUUCAUGAUGGAGGAGCUCUGGCUCCGGAACGCCCGCAGACAGGAGUCGAUGCUGCUGAACAGCAUUCUGCCGCCACAGAUAGCCAAGUCCCUUCAGAAGUCCAUCAAGGAACGGAUCAUAGAAACCGAUAACGGUCUCAUGUUUCAGCGAUCCCGGGUGCACUUCUCCAGUCUCAUGGCUAUCCAGAUACACCCGGACGUCAGUAUCUUGUACGCGGAUGUGGUUAACUACACCCAUCUUACGACGACUCUCACAGUGGAAAAACUAGUCCAGGUUCUACAUGAUCUCUACGCCAGAUUCGACAUGGCGGCCUCAAUGUACAAGGUCCAGCGCAUAAAGUUUUUGGGUGACUGUUACUAUUGUGUGGCGGGUCUAAGUGAGCCGGAUCCUGAUCAUGCCAUCUGUGCCGUGUCUCUGGGAAUAGCUAUGAUUGCAAAUAUCCAGGAAGUUAGGAAAAAACGGGAGUUAAACAUUGACAUGCGAAUAGGAGUCCACUCGGGAAAUCUAUUUGCAGGAGUUAUAGGGGUUGCAAAGUUGCAGCUUGACAUUUGGGGACCCGACGUGGACAUUGCCAAUCAUCUGGAGUCCACUGGCGAACCGGGCUUUGUACAUGUCAGUGGCAGGACUUUGGCCAACUUGAACGUUGAGGACUAUAUAGUUAUUCCGGGCACUGACAAGGCCCAAAGAGAUCCCGUGCUGCAGAAACAUCCGAUGAGUACCUACCUUAUAACCGGAGCUGCACCAAGCGACUCAUGCAGACGUUCCAGGCAAUCACAUCUAGCUUCUAUGCUGGACAUUCAAACCCGACCAAAGUAUCAUAGCAGAAGCUCAAACCAAAUGUCGCCCACGGAUGAGUUGCAGCAGGAGUUUCGCAAUAUGCCAGUUGGAGGUUUUGACUUCAGUUGCUUGUCUAGGAAGGAUAAUAAGGAUCAACACAGAAAAGAUCUUGGAAUAUUUUGUGCCGCUUUCAGAGAUGCAAGGCUAGAAUGGGAUUUUCUGCGUAGACCUGACUAUAUGCUUAAAUACUCCAUAGUUAUGGCCUGGCUUAUCGGAAACUGCUUAGUAUUCAUCCAGAUCGUGACUAACCAAAGGAAUUGCCAUACCUGCAUUGUGGUGGAUAUAUUCGCAUUCUUUUAUUUAACCACUCUCGUUUGCAUUUCGUGGUAUAAAAAAUACUGCCACUGGAUGUAUAGAAACGAUGAGGAAAGGCGGUACGGCCGCCUUAGCUGCAGGAUUUUCAAAUUCUUUGAGGGGAUUCAGCAAAGCAUGUCAAGACGCCUUUUAGUUUACUUGUCUAUAAUAGCCAUAUAUUUUUCAGUGAUAGUUUUGAUAGUGAUAAAUUGUGAUGCUGGUGUGUUCCAGUUAAACUUCAUUGAGUCAAAAUUGUAUAGGUAUGAAGUAAAUCGGGACGUGUGCUUCCAUCCCUGGGCCUUCACCAACAUGAUGGCUCUAAUCCUUGGAAUGAGCUACACGUUCACCAGGAUUUCUUUCUCGCUGAAAAUGAUAAUAAGCCUGGUGGAGGUCGUUGUGUAUUUUAUGUUUCUGUUCUUACAGUUUACAUAUGUAUUCCACCACAGUGUGACUACGUCUCCCUAUUUGAUCGCGGAAGUAGCUCACUCUACGCGAAUAAUUGUCACAUUUGUAACGUUCUAUCUAAAAGAACGGCAGGUGGAGUUCAACACAAAGACAAAUUUCAAACUUAAUAUAGAUCUGCAGAACAAGCAACAGGCAGCCGAUAUAACCAACCAGUCGAUUCUCAUCCUGCUCAACAACCUUCUACCCUCCCACGUUGUCGCAGUGUACCUAACAAACAUUGCCAAGCACCAGCUCUAUUACGAAAACUACGACAUGGUCUCGGUCAUGUUCGCCUCGUUAAUCAAUUUUCAAAUGGAUUUGCCUAGUCUUCGAGUAUUAAAUAACAUAGUCACCGAGUUUGAUAAAUUGCUUAUCGUCUACAAGGAAUACUUUGUGGUUGAAAAAAUAAAGGUCGUUGGAUGCACAUACAUGGCUGCUUGCGGAUUAGAUUUUAACCUGGUCGAAAAAAGCGCUAAAACAGUUGGAAAUAUAUCUGAGCGAUUGUCACGCAGCGUAACGCUUUCGGGUUCUGUACGAAGCGAGGUAUACCACGACGAGGUUGUGCUAGUUAUGGCCACCUUCGCCCUGGACCUGAUGCGAACUCUCUCUGUUUGCAACAACACGUAUGCGGACUUACCAACUGACCGAGACCUGAGCAGCGGAGAAAUCUGCAUCGGCAUUUCCAGCGGGGAGAUAAUGGCCGGAGUGGUCGGGGCCUCCCAGCCGCACUACGACAUCUGGGGAAAUCCUGUAAACUUGGCUUCCCGGAUGCAGUCGACAGGCUUGGCCGGCCACAUACAAGUGACCGAAGAAUCGGCGAAUAUUUUGUCUGAUUACGGCAUUAGCAGUACUUAUCGGGGCAUGACCUUUGUUAAGGGAGUUGGCGAAAUUCCGACGUAUUUUGUGGACAUCAGCAACGGCUAUCAAUUUAUUUUCAUCCCUGGACCUCAAUUAAACAGGCGCGGUUCAACUCUAUACCCAUUCCAUGCUGAUUUGAGGUCCGCAGAGAAAGAGGAGGAGACGUAGCUCCAAUCAUUUACAAUACUAU
Molecule: messenger RNA, 3404 nt
Organism: Drosophila bipectinata
Lineage: Eukaryota; Metazoa; Arthropoda; Insecta; Diptera; Drosophilidae
Product: adenylyl cyclase X E-like
Biological process (GO): intracellular signal transduction; adenylate cyclase-inhibiting G protein-coupled receptor signaling pathway; adenylate cyclase-activating G protein-coupled receptor signaling pathway
Cellular component (GO): plasma membrane
Molecular function (GO): adenylate cyclase activity
Source: RefSeq, a predicted model, not a curated record